Messenger RNA from Columba livia (rock pigeon), 6817 nucleotides. It is a transcript of the gene MAPK8IP3, whose product is annotated as mitogen-activated protein kinase 8 interacting protein 3. The record is from RefSeq and is a predicted model, not a curated record. Gene Ontology annotation, biological process: vesicle-mediated transport. The transcript has 33 exons. Gene Ontology annotation, cellular component: cytoplasm. Gene Ontology annotation, molecular function: signaling receptor complex adaptor activity; MAP kinase scaffold activity; kinesin binding. The coding region runs from base 102 to 4160 and encodes 1352 amino acids. Lineage: Eukaryota; Metazoa; Chordata; Aves; Columbiformes; Columbidae.
GCCCGUGACGCGGCGGGCGGGGCAGAGCCUGGCGGCGGCGGCCUCGGCAGCGGGGAGCGGAGCGGAGCGGGGCCGGAGCGGGCGGCUGUCGGGCCGGCAGGAUGCUGGAGAUCCAGCUGGACGAUGGCGGCGUGGGGGGGUACCCGGGCGACGAUUACUGCUCGGGGUCGGUGAUGUCGGAGCGGGUCUCGGGCCUCGCCAACAGCAUCUACCGCGAGUUCGAGCGGCUCAUCCACUGCUACGAUGAGGAGGUGGUGAAGGAGCUGAUGCCGCUGGUGGUGACGGUGCUGGAGAACCUGGACUCGGUGCUGACCGACAACCAGGAGCACGAGGUGGAGCUGGAGCUGCUGCGGGAGGACAACGAGCAGCUGCUCACGCAGUACGAGCGGGAGAAGGCGCUGCGCAAGCAGGCCGAGGAGAAAUUUAUAGAGUUUGAAGAUGCACUGGAGCAGGAGAAGAAAGAGCUACAAAUCCAAGUGGAACACCUUGAAUUUCAGACUCGACAGCUGGAGCUGAAGACCAAAAACUAUGCAGAUCAGAUUUCACGACUGGAGGAACGUGAAUCAGAAAUGAAGAAAGAGUACAAUGCUCUACAUCAGCGUCACACAGAGAUGAUCCAGACGUACGUGGAACACAUUGAACGAUCCAAGAUGCAGCAAGUUGGAGGAAAUAAUCAAACAGAGGGCAGUCUACCUGGGAGAAGUCAUCGCCAGUCGUGGAGGAAAAGCAGGAAGGAACGUCCUAACUCUCUGAAUGUGUUCCCUCUCACGGAUGGCAUGGUACGUGGGCAGAUAGGGGCCAAGAUCGUCCCAACACUGGACCACUGGCACCUGAGUGACCUCAGCCAGCUGCAGUCCAACUCCAGCUACAAGUGUCCCCAGGAUGAAAUGUCCGAAUCUGGGCAGUCCUCAGCAGCUGCCACACCGAGCACCACUGGAACCAAGUCCAACACUCCCACGUCAUCUGUGCCCUCUGCUGCCGUCACCCCCUUGAACGAGAGCAUCCAGCCCAUCAGCGAAUACAAUGGCACGACCAAGAGCAAUAAGAGGGCACGAGAAAAGCGGAACAGCCGGAACAUGGAAGUCCAGGUCACGCAGGAGAUGAGGAAUGUCAGCAUAGGAAUGGGCAGCAGUGAUGAGUGGUCUGAUGUUCAGGACAUCAUAGACUCUACUCCAGAGCUAGAUAUGUGUCAAGACCCCCGCCUGGAACGCACUGGUAACAGCCCAACACAGGGGAUUGUGAACAAAGCAUUUGGCAUCAACACAGACUCUCUGUAUCAUGAACUUUCCACAGCAGGGUCUGAAGUUAUCGGAGAUGUCGAUGAAGGAGCAGAUCUGCUAGGGGAGUUCUCAGUACGGGAUGAUUUCUUUGGAAUGGGCAAAGAAGUGGGGAAUCUGCUCUUGGAGAACUCGCAGCUGCUGGAGACCAAAAAUGCUUUGAACGUUGUGAAGAAUGAUUUGAUUGCCAAGGUGGACCAGCUGUCUGGAGAGCAAGAAGUGCUGAAGGGAGAGCUGGAAGCAGCAAAGCAGGCCAAAGCCAAAAUGGAAACCAGAGUCAAGGAGCUGGAGGAGGAGCUGAAAAGAGUGAAAUCUGAAGCGAUCGUUGCCCGACGAGAACCCAAAGAGGAGGUGGAGGAUGUAAGCAGCUAUCUCUGUACAGAAUUGCAGUGCUCCUCCCCCCUGCAGGACAACAUUCCCAUAGCCCAGCGCCGCCGCUUCACCCGCGUGGAGAUGGCUCGGGUUCUGAUGGAGCGCAAUCAAUACAAGGAGAGGUUGAUGGAGCUCCAGGAGGCUGUCAGGUGGACAGAGAUGAUCAGAGCUUCCCGUGAGCACCCAUCUGUUCAGGAGAAGAAGAAAUCCACCAUUUGGCAGUUCUUCAGCCGUCUGUUCAGCUCUUCCUCGAGUCCCCCACCAGCAAAGAGGACCUACCCGUCAGUGAACAUCCACUACAAGUCUCCAACCACAGCAGGGUUCAGCCAGCGCCGCAGUCACACCAUGUGCCAGAUCUCCUCCGGCAGCCGCACGCUGGAGUUCUUCCCUGACGAUGACUGCACGUCCUCGGCACGUCGCGAGCAGAAGCGGGAGCAGUACCGCCAGGUGCGGGAGCACGUGCGGAACGACGACGGGCGAUUGCAGGCCUGUGGCUGGAGCCUCCCUGCCAAGUACAAGCAGCUGAGUCCCAAUGGUGGUCAAGAAGACACUCGCAUGAAAAACGUCCCUGUGCCUGUAUAUUGUCGUCCACUAGUAGAGAAGGACCCGACCAUGAAGCUGUGGUGUGCGGCUGGAGUCAAUCUCACGGGAUGGAGACCUUUGGAGCAGGAGUCUGGGAACGGACAGAAACUGGAUCCUGGACGUGAUCCCCUCACCUGUGAUAGGGAAGUGGAAGGCGAGAACAACAAAAGUAACCAUACCUCUCCUGAAAAGAAAAAGGCAAAGGAGCUCCAUGAAAUGGAUGCCACAUCCAGUCGUGUCUGGAUCCUCACCAGUACGCUGUCAACAAGUAAAGUUGUCAUUAUUGAUGCCAAUCAGCCUGGCACAGUGGUGGACCAGUUCACUGUCUGCAAUGCUCAUGUGCUCUGCAUCUCCAGCAUCCCUGCGGCCAGUGAGAGCGAUUAUCCUCCAGGCGAGAUCUUUCUGGAGGGAGAUGUAAAUCCUGAAGAGUCGUCCGGAACGGAUGGUGUCUUGGCAGGAAUCACUCUGGUGGGCUGUGCAACGCGCUGCAAUGUGCCACGAAGCAAUUGUUCCUCGCGUGGUGACACACCUGUGCUGGACAAGGGACAGAGUGAGGUUGCUGCUGUCUGCAAUGGGAAGAUCAACCAGUCCCAGUCUACUGAGGAGGCAACAGAAGCUAUGGAGGUACCAGAGAACGGUACAAGUGAGGCAGAGCCUGCUCAGGCCCGGCCUGGGCCCCUCACGGAGCACGUGUUUACAGAUCCAGUCCCUGCACAGGCACCUCUCGGGCAGAAUGGGGAGAAUGGGCAGCCGAAGAUGGAGUCAAGCACAACAUUGCCAGACCAGGAAUUGAAUGGAGAUGCUGCUGGGACUUGCACCAGUGCUGCCCCCACCAUGUGGCUGGGAGCACAGAACGGCUGGCUUUAUGUGCACUCAGCUGUAUCCAACUGGAAGAAGUGUCUGCACUCGAUAAAGCUGAAGGACUCUGUACUGAGUCUAGUGCAUGUGAAAGGGAGGGUCCUUGUUGCUCUGGCAGAUGGAACACUAGCCAUAUUCCACCGGGGAGAAGAUGGUCAGUGGGAUCUCAGUAAUUAUCACCUGAUGGACCUCGGUCACACUCACCAUUCCAUCCGCUGCAUGGCCGUUGUGUAUGAUAGAGUCUGGUGUGGCUACAAGAACAAAAUCCAUGUUAUCCAGCCUAAGACAAUGCAGAUCGAGAAAUCCUUUGACGCUCACCCUCGGCGGGAGAGUCAGGUGCGACAGCUGGCGUGGAUUGGAGAUGGAGUGUGGGUUUCCAUCCGCCUGGACUCCACUCUGAGGCUUUACCAUGCCCACAGCCAUCAACAUCUUCAAGAUGUCGACAUUGAGCCUUAUGUCAGCAAGAUGCUAGGCACUGGAAAGCUGGGCUUCUCGUUUGUGCGGAUUACAGCCCUGCUCAUCGCUGGCAACCGCCUCUGGGUAGGGACAGGGAACGGUGUCGUCAUCUCCAUUCCUUUGACUGAGACUGUAGUCCUCCACCGAGGCCAACUCCUUGGGCUCCGGGCCAACAAGACUUCACCAACCUCUGGAGAGGGCAAAAGCUCUGGUGGGGUCAUCCACGUAUACGGUGAUGACAACAGUGACAAAUCUGCCAGCAGCUUCAUUCCAUACUGCUCCAUGGCUCAGGCACAGCUCUGUUUCCACGGCCACCGCGAUGCUGUCAAGUUCUUCGUCUCUGUGCCUGGCAAUGUCCUGGCAACCCUGAAUGGGAGCGUGUUGGACAGCCCUUCCGAGAACCCCAGCACAGCGGCCACAGAGACCGAGGGGCAGAAGCUGAAGAACGUCCUGGUGCUGAGUGGAGGAGAGGGGUACAUUGAUUUCCGGAUCGGGGAUGGAGAAGAUGAUGAGACAGAGGAGAAUGCAGGAGAUGCCACCCAGGUGAAGCCAGUACUUUCCAAGGCUGAAAGGAGCCACAUUAUUGUGUGGCAGGUAUCAUAUAUCCCUGAGUGAGAAUUUCUCCUUUCCCACCAAUGUAAGUGUCCCUCCUCCCGCCUGAAUGCCAAGAUGUACAUACAGAACACCUGCAUUAUACCUGCUGCUGGAAACCGACCCCAGACAACUGCAACGGCUCCUGCCUUGGACUGUGACCCCCUUCUAACCCCUGAACUUGCAGCUUUCAUCUUGGGCCCGUGCGCUUUCUGCGUGGUUGGAUUACUGUUCUGCUCCGGAGCUGGCAUCUACAAGGAGAGAAAUGGCAGUUCAUCGGUGAGGUGAAGCUUGGAGCUAGGACUGUGCAAAGCCUUUGACCAGCACUCGGGAGCUGGCAGCUGGAUGGCGAGUGGCUCAGGUUCUCCAGCAGUUGCCUCACUCCCACCUGCAUGAGAAGAAGUACGCUCCCCCUGGCAUCCCCCGCCAGAGUGGUGAUGCUAAUCACAACUUCUGCAGCACCCUAGCAGAAAUCCUUUCUAGUUCACCAGUGGACUUUCCACCUUAUCCACCCUUAAGCACAGAAUAAUGUCCCAUGUACUGAGAGCAGCCAUGUCCAAGGAGCAUUCAACCAAAAGUGGUGUCAGGGUUUGGGCAGCACUUCAGUUUGGCUGGAGAAGGCAACAGUGCCAUUACUGUGGGCAACACAUCCUCCAUACUUGCAGAUGGAAAAUCCCCCUCCUCUGCUGCUGCUGCUGUUGUCUCAGCAGUUGUGUGCUGUGUCCCGAGAGGAUUGCUUAGUAGCCUCAGAUGGGAGAUGGGUGUUUGAUCGUGGAGGCCACAGGGCUUUUGGAAGCUGUGGUAGAGAAGGGGUACUGAAACCUUGCUUUUCUAAGAGAAAAAAAGGGAGCCAUACUUUAACUUCCCCUUCCAAAAAUGGCAGGCAGAAGAGAACUCUUGAGUUCAUUCUGAAAGGUUCACUAGAAAGCUAUCUCUGUGUAGCAUUUUUUGGCUUUUAAAAUACAGGUGAGGGCAAAUGAUGUUGGUCUGCUGUGAAUUCUGCAUUAACACACCGAGAUUACCUUGUCUCCUAAGGCUGUGUCCCUGUCCCAGGAACUGCUGGAAGGAGAUGGCUGUUUUCCUUCAUGCUCUGGCUGUCAGUUAGGAAAGGCUCUGUAGGUGCAGCCAAGGUAUAGAAAGGCUGUGUCUCACCUGAGGUCACACAGAAAAAGGAGUUGAGGCCAGAUCUCCCGACUUCUUUUACCUAACGUUGCGAGCACUGACUUUGUUAGUAUGAAAAGCAGCUCCAGAUGUAGAGGCAAUGGUUUGUCCUCCCUUUCUGACAGUAGAAACAGUCCUGUCUCCACAAGGACAUGUUCAGUUUCCUUUGAAUGCUCCCUCCCAGAUGUGCAGGACUAGAGUGAGUAGCAGUUGUUAAGGAUGAAUUUGGAAGCUCCUUGUGGUCAUCUUGUUUCUUCUCUGAGCUGUGCAGCCCUCCAGGGUUCACAGGGAUGUCCUAGUGCCAGUGCGGCACUAUGGGGACAGAUGGCGGGAGCCUCCAUCUCCUGGACAUCUCCCAGCUCUGUCCUGUGCUUGUCCCCGUGGACCAGACUGCCCCCAAGGCUUGUGAUCUUAAGCCACUCAUGCUGCAGGGAUGCAGUAUUCCCUGGGGAAGCUCUAACCUGUGGCACCUGUCCUGAUGCAGCAGCACUAAAAUGCUUUUUGGAUCCACAGUUCAGAAGAGGCUGGGGCAGGAGGACAUCUUUGGAGAACAGAGGCCUCAGCCACCAAAGUAUGGAGCCACCAUGGUGGCCACGCUGCCUGUGAGCGGUGCUGGUGACCCACAUCACUCCUCACCGAGGUAGGAGAGCAGUUGCACAGUGUCCUCCAGCCAUUGGCAGGCCGGGCUCUGGCCGACAUUUGGCUAAGGGAUGCUUGGAGCCACCACUUGCAUGCAGGGGGACAUUUCACCAGGGACAUUUCUCUGGGGCACUGCUGACGGUGCCAAACUUCUCAUUCACUUUCCCAAAAUGCUUUCUGCUAGGAAGAGCUCUUUGGAUCACAACACAGAGUGCAUUAUAGUUAACAGGAUCAACAUUUAGACCACAGAUUCCACAGACGUGACAGUUCAUCAGUUAGGGACAGGUAAACUUCAUCAUUUAAGCUAACUGAAGGAAAAAAAAAAGUGACCUAGUAGGCCCAGUUCCUUAGCUCUAUCAACCCUUCCAUAGGAAUUAUAGAAUUGCAACGUUCUUACCUCUUACUGUUUGUUCUGUAUCUGGUUUUAGCAGUCGAAGUGACAGUACUCAGUCUUCUGUCACCCACUGGGCCCUGGCAACACAAGGAGACCGGUCUGGGGCCUCUACCAACAGGUUCUUUCCCAGCUCAGUGCAUGUUUUCCUGCAGGAGAAGCACAUGUCCGAGAGGGGCAACUCCAGCUACGUAGAACCAGCCUCUGCUGUCAGAUCCCAUGGGCGUUUGGUGGCUGCUGGGCAGCAAGGUGAGAACUGACUGGCUUCAACACACUUCCCUGUCAUAUCUCCACUGUGAUGUAUGUAAAGUAUCUUGUAUGUUACAAAAGGAUUUUAAAAAGUGUCUUAAGGCCUGUAAACUCCGCUGUUUGGUCUGAAGAUGGCAUUCUGUAAAGAGACUGCUGUAUGAAUAUGUUCCUAUGCUUUGUCCCCUAUGCUAUCAAACAACAAACCAUAUCUGUUCUGUAUGUAAUAAAUGUGUUAACAUGA